Penicillium argentinense is the source of this 1785-nucleotide messenger RNA. Its product is annotated as MFS transporter. The transcript has 3 exons. Gene Ontology annotation, molecular function: transmembrane transporter activity. Gene Ontology annotation, biological process: transmembrane transport. NCBI's taxonomy places the organism in Eukaryota, Fungi, Ascomycota, Eurotiomycetes, Eurotiales, Aspergillaceae. Bases 1 to 1785 code for a protein of 594 amino acids. The record is from RefSeq and is a predicted model, not a curated record.
AUGUUCCAACGACCAGCUUGUCUACAAGGCCGGCGACAGCGCCAUGGCGCCGGUGAAGACUGGACUGCAUUUCCUAUUCGGCAAUUAUUCGUGUUAGCGCUGGUCCGCAUUUGCGAACCCAUUGCAUUCAUGUCCAUUUUCCCCUACGUCUACCACAUGGUGGAAGAGUUCCAUGUGACCGACAACGACCAGAAGAUUGCGCUUUACGCCGGCAUGAUCACCUCUUCAUUCACCUUCGCCGAAUUCUCCGCUGGGAUGUUCUGGGGCCGGAUGAGCGACCGCAUCGGCCGGAAGCCCGUCCUCGUCAUGGGACUGAUUGGAACAGCCAUCAGCAUGGUGGCCUUUGGGUUUGCGCCCAACUUGGCGACGGCGAUGAUUGCCCGCGCGCUGGGAGGUCUGCUGAACGGGAACAUCGGAGUGCUUCAGACGACAGUUGCCGAGAUUGUCACGGUCAAGGAGCACCAGCCGCGGGCGUACUCGAUCAUGCCGUUUGUGUGGUGCCUGGGCUCGAUCAUUGGGCCGGCGAUGGGCGGUGCUCUCGCCCAACCCUGCGACAACUACCCGUGGCUGUUCGCGCGCGACACGCUCUUCGACAAAUUCCCCUUCCUGCUGCCCAACCUGGUCUGCAUCGUCGUGCUCCUCUGCGGCAUCGUGGUUGGAUUCCUGUUCCUGGAGGAGACGCACCCGGAGAAGAAGCACCGCCGCGACCCCGGCCGCGAGUUGGGCCACUGGCUCAUCAGCCUGUGCUGGGGCUCACGCGUGCAACUUCCCGACGAUUCCGACGUGGGUGUUGAGGAGACCAAGUAUUUCGCCUACGAUGACGUGCCGCCCGAGUACGAGAGCGCCGAAUCAUCGCCCUGCCUGCGCCCCGUGAGCGACGUCAGGGCCACGGAGUGUGACCUUGAGGGCCAGAAAUCCUCCGCGCCCAAGGCGUUCACCCGACAAGUCAUCUUCACCAUCGUUGCUUAUGGGAUCCUGGCCUACCACAGUGUCUCUUUCGAUCAGCUGAUGCCGGUCUUCCUGAGUACACCCAAAUCCGACGACCGCGUUGUUCUUCCCUUUGAGUUCACGGGCGGCCUGGGUCUUCCCACCAAGACCAUUGGUUUCAUGCUGGCCGUGCAGGGGGUCUAUUCGAUGAUUGCCCAGCUGUGGCUGUUCCCAUUUGUUGUCAAGCACUUCGGAACCCUGCGCACGUUCCGCUUCGUGCUGCUUGUCUGGCCGCCGCUCUACCUUGCCGUGCCCUAUCUCAUCCUUCUGCCGGCUAAACUCCAGAUGCCUGCGGUCUACGUCGCCCUGAUUAGCAAGAUCACCUUCCAUGUUAUCGCCUUCCCUGCUACUGCCAUCCUUCUCGCCAAUGCCGCUCCCACUUCAAAGGUCCUGGGCUCCAUCAACGGUGCCGCUGCAUCAACCGCUAGUCUCAGCAGAGCCUUUGGCCCGACUAUAACCGGUCUGCUGCACUCCAAGGGGCUUGAGAGCGGACACUCCGUGCUGGCCUGGUGGGCCUGCGGUCUUGUCUGCUUCAUUGGUGCCAUCGAAUCUUUCUGGAUGGAGGAAUCCACCCAGCCCGAGCGCUUCAAGGACCAGCCCGACAUGAGUGAGGCGGAGAUGAAGCGAGAGGCCCUCUCCGAUCCCUUCAGCCCCCGCGAAUCGAUCUCCACUAUCUCCGAGGAAGAGCAGCGAUUGCUGUCUCUCCGGUCCAGCAUUGACCACGACUACGACGUUGCCAACCUGAACCUGGAGUUGCCUACUUCAGACGGAGAUCUUACCUCUCAGCCUCGAGUUUAA